Messenger RNA from Anguilla rostrata (American eel), 2252 nucleotides. It is a transcript of the gene ivd, whose product is annotated as isovaleryl-CoA dehydrogenase. Bases 140 to 1390 code for a protein of 416 amino acids. Gene Ontology annotation, biological process: L-leucine catabolic process. Lineage: Eukaryota; Metazoa; Chordata; Actinopteri; Anguilliformes; Anguillidae. The record is from RefSeq and is a predicted model, not a curated record. Gene Ontology annotation, cellular component: mitochondrion. The transcript is spliced from 12 exons. Gene Ontology annotation, molecular function: flavin adenine dinucleotide binding; 3-methylbutanoyl-CoA dehydrogenase activity.
CGACCGACCCCAGGUCACAGAAUUUCCCUUCUCAAUAUGGCGCACUAGCUAACCCAUAUUCUGCGAUUUAGUUAUUUUCCGACCUUCCAGAGUAUCCAUUGACCCCUGGUGUCGGUGCUUCAGUUUUUUAAGAUUCACGAUGUUGGCGGUGAAGAGAGCGCUGCAGUUCGGUCUGAGGAUAUCUUCGGCUGUGUCAAGACGUGGCUGCGCUGGUUCUGCUGUCCCGAUUGAUGAUGUUGUGAACGGGUUGACGGACGAGCAGAUCCAGCUCAGGCAAACAGUUCGCAGGUUCUUUCAGGAGCAAUUGGCCCCUAGCGCAGAUGAGAUCGACAAGAGCAAUGAGUUCAAAGGGAUGCGGGAUUUCUGGAGACAGUUGGGUGAUCUUGGAGUCCUUGGGAUCACUGCUCCAGUGGAGCUGGGUGGCUCGGGUUUGGGCUAUCUGGAUCACGUGAUUGUGAUGGAGGAGAUGACGAGAGUAUCAGCUGCUGUCGCACUUAGCUAUGGGGCGCACUCCAAUCUCUGCGUCAACCAGUUGGUGCGCCAUGGCAAUGAAGCACAAAAAGAAAAAUAUUUGCCCAAGCUGAUGACAGGGGAGCAUAUUGGGGCCCUGGCUAUGAGUGAGCCCAAUGCUGGCUCUGAUGUGGUUUCCAUGAAGUUGAAGGCCAGGAAGGAAGGCGACCACUAUGUUCUCAACGGAAAUAAGUUCUGGAUCACCAAUGGGCCAGACGCUGAUGUGUUAGUUGUAUAUGCAAAGACUGAACCUGAAGCUGUGGCUCGUGGCAUCACUGCCUUCAUCGUGGAGAAGGGCAUGCCUGGGUUCAGCACUGCCCAGAAGCUAGACAAGCUUGGGAUGCGAGGAUCCAACACCUGUGAGCUCAUCUUCGAGGACUGCAUAGUUCCAGGGGAGAACGUCCUGGGCCCACUCAACAAAGGCGUGUAUGUCCUGAUGAGUGGCCUGGAUCUGGAAAGACUGGUGCUUUCAGCUGGCCCUUUGGGCAUCAUGCAGUCUGUAUUGGAUCAUGCAAUCCCUUACAUGCACAUCCGAGAAGCAUUUGGACAGAAGAUUGGCCACUUCCAGCUUCUACAAGGCAAGAUGGCGGAUAUGUACACACGGUUGAGUUCAUGCCGGCAGUAUGUGUACAAUGUAGCUCGCGCCUGCGAUAAGGGCCACUUCAACGCCAUGGACUGUGCUGGAGUCAUCCUAUAUUGCGCAGAAAAUGCCACUCAGGUUGCACUGGAUGGAAUUCAAUGUCUUGGGGGCAAUGGAUACAUCAACGACUACCCCAUGGGUCGAUACUUGCGGGAUGCCAAGCUUUAUGAGAUUGGGGCAGGCACCAGCGAGGUGCGGAGGAUGAUCAUCGGCCGUGGCUUCAAUGCCAUGUACAAGUAAAGCAGCACAGAUGGGCUUCGGCCAAGCUUCCAACGCCAACGUGCCGAGGCUCCCAGCCAAGAGGCCUUUCAAAAUCAACUGCUUGUGAAACACAUUUCACAAACAGGAAAAUAACUAGCUAACGUGAAGAAAAUGAUUGGUUAGUUUCUGUAGAUCUAUAACUACCCUGUCCAAGGUCUCAAACUGUAACUGACCUCAUAAUGAUCAUACGCAAGGCCAGGACAGAACUAGUACUGAAGCAGUUCACAGGAUGGGUGGAUUAUUAUGAUUAUACCAAUACCCAAAGGCAGGAAAUCGCAUUGGUAGAGGGAAUCGUAUCUAUAUAAGUGUGUUGAACCAACACUACUUGUUGAAGAAUAUUUUUAGAGAAAUAUCUUCCAUUAAGGGCACUCCUCCAAUCAUAAAACAAGUAUGUUCAUGAUGUGAAGUCUUUGAGCAUAUAUCCUUUCUGUCUGUAUUCACAUACCUAGAGACUACUAGCUUGCAAAAGAUAAUUUUGGUUGAAUUAAUAUCAUUUUUCAAAAGCCUAUUUGAAUAUUAGCUCUUGUAAAACAUCCUGCCCUGGGGGAUACUUGUGUGUCUGUUAUGUAUUGUCAAACUCAGUUUUAUUGACCAGCCCUUGAAAACGCAUACUCAAAUGAAUGUUUGGAAAAAGAAUACUGUGUUGUGUAAAAAUUUUAAAAGAUCUUUUAUUGUUGGUGCGGUUAUUUGUAAGUUGGUACUUCGAUAGAACAUGAUUCUGCUAUGCUGUGAAAAUUAGUGUUAUAAACCCAUGUGGAGGGGUUGCUUUUAAUCACACAAUUGAAAGUUUCUGUUGUAAUUUCUGCAUCCAAGUUUGAAUAGAAUAAAUAACAAAAAUAAA